This is a messenger RNA of Perognathus longimembris pacificus (Pacific pocket mouse), 777 nucleotides long. It is a transcript of the gene Ccdc172, whose product is annotated as coiled-coil domain containing 172. The transcript has 8 exons. Gene Ontology annotation, cellular component: cytoplasm. Bases 1 to 777 code for a protein of 258 amino acids. The record is from RefSeq and is a predicted model, not a curated record. NCBI's taxonomy places the organism in Eukaryota, Metazoa, Chordata, Mammalia, Rodentia, Heteromyidae.
AUGAGUUUAGAGUCCUUGUUCCAGCACAUCAUCUUCACCGAGCAUAAGGCCGAGGAGAGUCGCCGGUUGAUGCGAGAAGUGAGGUCAGAAAUAACAAGAUGUCGUGAAAACAUUAAGAAGGCCACCGAGAAGCUGAGUGAAGAGAAAACCAAGUUGGAAUCUAAGGUUCAGCAGUUAUCUGAAAAAUCCUUCCUCUUGCAGCUUUCAAAAACUCAUGAACAUGCUCUGGAAAGACAGUACAGUGAAAUUACAAACCAAAGGAAUAGGCUUCUUGAAACCUUUGAGGCUAUAAAGAAAAGCAUGACAGAUGAGGAGGAAAAAUUUAUUAAGGAAAUUACAGACUUUAAUAAUGAGUUUGAAAUAUCAAAGAAAAGAGACCUUUUGAUUAAAGAAAAUGUGAAGAUUGAAAUAUCUGAUUUAGAAAAUCAAGCAAACAUUUUGGAAAGUGAAAUAAAGUUAAUGAAAAAUGAUAAUAACCAGUUAAAUGAACUUCAAAAACAAAAGAGUGAAUUGAUGCAAGAAUUAUUUAAUCUUCAAAAAAAACUUAAAGCUCUUCAAGAUGAAGAGAAUGGAGCCAUUUGUACCACCAAGUAUCUAGAAGCAGAAAAAAUAAAAAUCAACAAAAAGCCUCAAAGUGAUGCUGAAUGUUUAAGACUUAAAAAAGAAUUAGAACUUUAUAAGGAAGAUGACAUGGAAAGUGUCUAUGAAGCUCUACAAACAGAAAUUGAAUUUUUGGAGUUCCAACUGGCACAGAAAGAUCUUCAGGAAAACAAAUAA